GUGAUUGGAAGUUUGAGAAAUUGAAGCUCAAUCUUCAAACUUUUAAAAGUGUGGGUUCCCUGAAGGACCUUGGUGCGAUUUCCCCUUUCCCCAAUGCUCCUGAGUUGGGCGAAUCGGACCCCAAUAAACGUGUCUGCGACUAUCCCACUUACAUGAAGCUCCUGCAAGAAAAUGCCCAACUCCAGCACCUGAAUCGUCUCCUCCAAUCCAGAAUGAGCGAAGGCCUCAGUGAGGAGCGACAAAACUUGCUCCACACCGAAUUGAUGGUCACAGAGGCCAAGAUCAAAGAUCUCGAGGCCAUCUUGAAUGGGCAAAACGUGGAUCUAACUUUGGUGGAGGAGAAGAAGCAGCUCCAACAACUCAAUUUGGGCUUGGCCGAGAGGAUCGCGGAAUUGCAGGAAAACGAAUCUAAGAUACUCGGCAAACUCCAAGACUCGAAAGAUCAGUCUGAGCUCUUGGAAUUUCGAGUCUUAGAGCUGGAGGAAGAUAAGACCAAAAGCCCUUCAAGCAGCAACAAUCAUGACCAAAUGGGUCAUGACGAUCCACAGCUUGGCACCCUCAAUGAUGAAACAGACCUGGACGAUUCCGGGUGUAAUUCAUCCGCCACAACGGACGAGGACAUUCUCGAACUCUACCAAGAUUUUCGGGGCGAGAAGGUGGCAGACACGAAGAACCAGUUGCAAAGACUGGUCUCAUCCCUACCAAAGGCCAAUGACAAGUCCCUGCUACUUCAGACCGUGGCUCUCUUCGAGACCUUAUUGAGCAAGAUUCACGACCUUCAAGCGGAGAAUGAGACUCUCAAGACUCGCGUCGAGUUCGAAUCCGAGAAUCGAUCGACUACAAAUGAUCAGAUGAUUUUGGAGAUGGAGUUAUCGCGCAAGGAUCUCCAAAUAGCUCGUCAGGCGGUGGACGAACUCACACAGGAACGUCACAUCUUGCAACGAGAUCUGAAUGCCACCAAGCAAGAUCUCGAGAGGAAGGAGACCAAAAAUGCCCAGAUUCAGGAUGCUCGAAACAAGUUGGAGGUUGAUCUUCGGAAUCAAAUCGCGAGCCUAACAUCGAAACUGAAUACAACCAUGGUGGGUCGAGAGUCAGAGUCUCAGAUGUAUGAGCAGGCCAUCAUGAAAGCCAAUCAUCUGGAGAACACACUCAAGGAACUUGAUGCCAAGACCAAAACUUUAUCCACGGAAAACGCUGAACUCAAGGAAAACCUCGCCACUGUUUUGGAGAACCACACAUCUAAAUCCGUUGGAAGCAUUGGCUCAGAGUACAGCUCUUCAAGCCACAGAAAGGUUCCAUCCGUUAUAUCAGAUGGAGGCAGCGAUCACCCUAAAACCAGCAAUGGGACCUCUUCUGGCGUUUCCUCUGAUCUGAGUGACAGUGACACGGAUCACCAUGAUGAAGGUCAUCACCACUCACGCCGAAAAGUCUCUUCAAGCUCAUCUACCCGAGUUAUGGAAGAGAGUGGCAUUUUUGAUGCUUCCACAUCCACAUCUCCGGAUUUGAUGGGAGCGAACUUCACGGAAACGGCCACUCAAACCAUGGAAAAAUCCUUGAAUCCGACGACAGUCAAGAAAUCUCCUCUUCUCUUAAGACACGCUUCAGACUACGAAAGUUGCGAGGAGCUCGACGAUCUCCGGGAAGAAUGCCGAGAUCUGGUCACCCGAAAGAAUAGCUUGGAGGACGAGAUCGAGAGCUUCAAGUCCGAAAUCAAGACCCUCAAGUCCACAAUGGAGGACGCUAGCGCUGGAUCAGACGACAAGAUCACGAGGCUGGAACAAGUGGAAUAUAGCCUCAGGAAUCAGUUGAAGGAGUGGGAAAAGAAGUAUAGAGAACUCCAUAAACAGAAUCAGAAUCUACUUGAGGAGAAAUGCGAGUUGGAAGAGGCCGAAAACGACAGCCGUCUGAAUGCGCAAAGAUGGGAGCAUCAGUACCGACUCACUUAUGAUCGAAAUGAGCAAUUGAACCAAGAACUCCAGAUGGAGCGAAACAAUGUACUAAUGGUUCGAGAUGACCUCUCCGAAUCCCAAAGCAAGGAAUUGGACGUAAGAAAUGACGUGGCUUAUUUGGAAGCCCUGGUUCAAAGAUACGAGCAAAGGAUCUUUGAUCUCGAAGAAGUCGAAGUUGAGCUUCGGGAAAAGCUCAUUCUCCUGGAAAAGGCAUGUUACGUGGUGGCUUGGUUCCACUCCGCCACAAAGAUUAACAAAUCACCGCUGCCGAUCCUCAUGGAAAUUCACGAUUCAGAGACCCAAACGUCUCUUCUUGAGAACGGUCCCACUCAGGAUCCAAGGAUGGACGAACUGGAAGCCUACAUUCGGAAUCUGGAGCGAGAUAAGUCGAGGCUCGAAGAUUCUUUAAUGUCGAUGAUGGCGGAAAAAGAUUCCAUUGCUCGGUCAUUGGAGGGGACUCAUGAAGACCGAAUUGAGAGGAUCCUGCAAUUGGAGGAUCGUAUUAACGAUCUCAAUCAGGCGGCACGAGAGGCCAAUGAGGCCCAUAUCCAAGAGAUCAAGCACCUUAAAGCCCAACUCCAGAGCUCAGAAACCUCAUCACAGGAAACGACGCUGUCUCAAAGCGUCCAGAAGAGCGAGGCCAUGGAGACUUCGCACUAUUCACAAGAUCUGGCCGCUGUGGACCUUCUUCAGGACGAGCUAUCGGCAUUGAAAGAGAAGGAAUUGGCUUAUUGUCAGACCAUUCAAGAGGCGGAUGCGAUAUUGGCCAAAGUUCAGAAUAACUACGAGAAAACCAUUCAGGCCCUGGAGGAGGACAAGGUCAGUCUUUUGGAAAAGAUUCGGAGGAUGGAGACCAACGAGCAGCUCCACAAAAAGGACCUGAGAGAGAUCACUCAAAACCACGUGGGUGGUAGCGAAACACAAAAAAUGGCUCAGCUUUUGGAACGUCUGAUGGACACUGAACGCACUGUGAUCGAGCUGAAGGAGGUCAUUUUCCGCUUGGAGCGAAGUGAGCGAGAAAUCAGCCUCAAGAUUUUGGCCGAGCAAAAGAACAAUGCAACCUUCAAGAACGAGCUCCACGAUCAAGAGGCCCUUGUGGCUAAGCUUUAUCAAAUCGAGAAAGACAAUGCUGAGCUGAAUGAGGAAAUCCUUCGCUUAAAAGAGAUUGAGAGGCGCUUCCAAGACCGCCAACUCAGUGAAGGUAUGCUGAACUGCCGCGAGCAAGAACUGGAAGAGCGUGAAAGCUCUCUCCAAACCGAGAUCUGUGAUUUGGACCGUUCCGCAAUGGAACGCGAUAAGGCGUGGCGAGACAAAGUGACCUCGCUCUCUCACGAGCUCCAGCUCCACAAGGAGACCUCGGAUCAACUCAAGGAAGAGGUGGAAAAACAGAACGUGUAUCGCGUGCAAGUGGAGGGCCUCUCGCAUCAAGUCAAUGACAUGAAGGAGACACUCGCCAGCCAGACUCAGGCUCUGGAGAGCAACGAGGCCACCUACAGAAGCGAGCUCACCAAACUGCGAAAUCAAUUGUCAUUCUCGACUUCACAAUUAAGAGACUUGGACGCUCUCAACUCGACUCUUCAGGAUGAGAUCCGCAGUUUGAAGGCAUCCUUGAGUGUGAGAGAGUCUGAAGUUCGACAAUUGUGGCAGAGAGAAGAGAGGAGUCUCAUCGAUACCAAUGCCAAGUUGAGAGUGAAAGACGAGGAAAUUGAGAAUUUACGUCAGGAACUGGCUCGAUGGACCACGGAAAACCAAUCCCAAGAAAAUGAACUUCAUCACAUGCUUAACUACGAAGGUGGCCUAAUUUCCAUCCGCAGGAAUCUCGAAUUUGUUGUUCAAAACAUAAAGAGCGACCCCAUCGAUUCGGUCUUGGUGAGGCUUUGCGACAUAAGCGAACAGCUUCAAGCCCUUUCUUACGUGAUUUGCAGCCAGCCAAAUCAUUCUGACCCAACGUUUGAUCUUUUCCGAUGCGAGAGUGAAGAAGCCAUUCAAACUCAAUUCAUGCCUUCCAACGGCGAACCCACGCUGAGCAAAGAGCAGCUGGCUUUCUUCAAUACCGGCUCAGACUACUCCUUGAAACAUGGUUUGGAUGGUCCUGAUUUUGGACUUCCCAGUUUGGAGAGCAACGCUAGCAGUUGCACCUAUCACUCGUCAGCUUCGACUUUGGUUCCAACGAAUGCGGACGAAAUUCAGAUGAGAUGCAUCCGAUUGGAGGAGGAACUCACUUUGGCCAACCAAGAAUGUUCGGAAAUGCAGAAUAAAUUGGAAGAUCAAGAAAUGCUUCUUGACACCAAGAAUAAAGAAAUCGUAGAUCUUACUGCUGUAGUGGAGCAUCUCCGUCAACUUAACAUCCGGAUCACGGAGCAACAUGAGCGUCACAAGGUCCGAUUCGAUUCGAUCAACUCUCGUAUGAAGGAAACGCAAUCCUCUUAUGAUCAACUUGAUCACAAGUGUGCCAACAAAGACUUUCUGAUUCGAACCUUGGCCGAUCUAAUGAAGACAGCCACGGAUUUGAGGUCCACCUCCAUUGUGAGGUAUCUCCGAGAAGCCACUUUCAAGCCCUCAUACGUGCGUGGCCUGGAUUUCACCAUGGAAUCACUUUGCCGUUUCAUUGAGAGCGGCAAUGUAAGCAAGGAGCAAAGGAAAAGUGAACAGUUGUCACACAUUGCCCAAGAGUAUAAGGAAUCUAACUCGUUGGAUUCGACAAUUGCCCCUUGGAUGAUUGAGUCUGCCAAAAUCAAGGACAACUUGAACCAUUCCAAAUCCGACAAGGUCGGCAGGGAGGAAAAGAAGGCCCAAUUGAAUUCCAACGGGCCUUUGACCAAACCAGAAACAGUUCGGGUCACGAGACGCGUUGGUGCCGAUAGCCUUUUAUUGGCAUGGCAUCCGCCCAAGGACAGCCGCGUUCUAGGCUAUAUGAUUUUUGUAAAUUCGGAAGCCCGCCAAAAAGUGAGGAGCGCCUCACGUACUAAAGCGCUAUUGCAUGGCUUGUCUUUAGAGUCGACGUUUACGAUUGGGAUCGAAAGUUUAGGCCCAGGAGACUCAGCAUCGCAGAGGAUUGACAUUAAAUUUGAACCAGAUUUACUGAAAACCAUCGCCAAAAGGAAGACCCCGCCCCCGCCCCCUAUGAAACCCCAUGUGGAAAGACUUCUUCCCUUACCCGUUGCCAUAAAGGAUGUUUCCCAAUGAAAGCAAAUAUAUAUAUAAGUAAUCAUAAUACCACAUACUCAAUAGCUAGUCAGAAUCACUUGUAUGUAUUCAUAAAAUAAAUCUGUCACAAAAAAACAACUUGGCUUUAUUUUCC
This is a messenger RNA of Tigriopus californicus, 5250 nucleotides long. RefSeq names its product restin homolog. The transcript is spliced from 15 exons. The record is from RefSeq and is a predicted model, not a curated record. The coding region runs from base 153 to 5135 and encodes 1660 amino acids. Gene Ontology annotation, molecular function: protein binding. Lineage: Eukaryota; Metazoa; Arthropoda; Copepoda; Harpacticoida; Harpacticidae.